GGGAACACUGAAUAAUAAAGAAAAUUUGAGUAAAGUGGAUUCCUGUUUUGGCGUGCGGCCUGGAGACAUCUACAGGGCGUGAGCGGAGGGAUCUCACUCUAUAUAAGAGAGUCGGCUCCGUCACCGGAUCCUCUCUCGCCUCCGCGCUUCCAAGAUGACCAAGAAAAGAAGGAACAACGGUCGUGCCAAAAAGGGCCGCGGCCACGUGCAGCCUAUUCGCUGCACCAACUGUGCCCGAUGCGUGCCGAAGGAUAAGGCCAUUAAGAAGUUCGUCAUUCGGAACAUCGUAGAGGCCGCAGCCGUCAGGGACAUUUCUGAAGCGAGUGUUUUCGACGCCUAUGUGCUUCCCAAGCUGUAUGUGAAACUACAUUACUGCGUGAGUUGUGCCAUUCACAGCAAGGUAGUCAGGAAUCGCUCUCGGGAAGCCCGGAAGGACCGAACACCUCCACCCCGAUUUAGACCUGCGGGUGCUGCCCCACGUCCUCCACCAAAGCCCAUGUAAGGAUCCAAGUCUUUAAAGACCGAAGAAAUAUUGGUUUCUCUGAAAAGACAAUAAAAUGGAAAUUAUACUUUA
Messenger RNA from Dama dama (fallow deer), 574 nucleotides. It is a transcript of the gene RPS26, whose product is annotated as ribosomal protein S26. The coding region runs from base 155 to 502 and encodes 115 amino acids. Gene Ontology annotation, cellular component: ribosome; cytosolic small ribosomal subunit. NCBI's taxonomy places the organism in Eukaryota, Metazoa, Chordata, Mammalia, Artiodactyla, Cervidae. Gene Ontology annotation, molecular function: mRNA binding; structural constituent of ribosome. The record is from RefSeq and is a predicted model, not a curated record. Gene Ontology annotation, biological process: translation. The transcript is spliced from 4 exons.